Onychomys torridus (southern grasshopper mouse) is the source of this 4819-nucleotide messenger RNA. RefSeq names its product netrin G1 (gene Ntng1). Bases 1629 to 3248 code for a protein of 539 amino acids. NCBI's taxonomy places the organism in Eukaryota, Metazoa, Chordata, Mammalia, Rodentia, Cricetidae. The transcript has 8 exons. The record is from RefSeq and is a predicted model, not a curated record. Gene Ontology annotation, molecular function: cell-cell adhesion mediator activity.
UGCUGUGAAUCAACAAAGGUGGGAGAUAAGGAUGCGGGUGGUCUUGUUGUCCCAGUAUCCCGAGGUUUCAAUAAGGCGGCAGCGGUGGCGGCGGUGGCCAGAGCAGCAGCCGUAGAAUCAGCGAGCGGGACGGAGUUAGGACCGCUCGGAGCGCCCAGGUCUCGAGGUAGUAUAAGGUUUUUGCAAUCCUUCCACUCGCUGGCAGUUGCAGAAGAUCUGCUUUUUAAGUGAGAAGAACACGCCACCCCUCCGAGGGCUGCGGCUUCCCGGGGCUGUUUCGUCGCUAGUCGCUUGGCCGGCCCCUGGCGCUCACUCUCUAAUUCGUCCGCGCCCCUAAGUUUGCCGAGAGCAGGCUGCCGGCUGGGAGCAGGGUCCCGGCCGGGCGCCGCGGGCGGGGGCUGGGAAGCCGCGAACCGCAAUCCAGAAGCAUCUUGGGGCCAUGUAUAUUUCAUCAAACGGACUUUGGGUGCGUCGCGUCUCGCAGCCAUCAGCGUUAUGUGCAGUGACAUUUCUGACUUGAGUGGAGGAAUGCGCGAAGGAAACCGGGGCAAAAUUGCUUCGAGAGGCUCUUCUUGGCGCCAAGGCUAAUUGUCCUGAUUUAUGUCGCUUCUGACAAAAAAGAAAAAAAAAAAGACCCAACAUCUUCAUCUGAAAUAAAAUGAAAGCGGUGCCAAGCGGGAUAGAACCGCCCGGCCGCUGGUUCUGAUCCCCCGGGAUCGGGGGAAAAAAUCGUUCUGCGGCUUAAAAGAAAAGAAAGAAGAAAGGAAUAGAAAUAGAGAAGAGGGAGAGAAAACCCACAGUAAAAGUUUAAGGCGAGAAGUGGCGGUGGUGGCGGCGCGGGGAGGCUGCGAGCGGAGACGGCUGGCGAGACCUUGGAAGGCGGCGAUUUGGUUCCUAAUCCCACUGUAUUUUUGGAGGGAGAGGCACCUUUCUCAUCCUCCCUUCCUCUCCGCCCACCCCUCUCCCUCCCCCUCAUCUACCUGUCAAAGUCACUGAUCUUUUGCAUUUUGGAAGAGGACGUCAACGGGAAGGAAUUCCCCCUGUCCGGGUCCCGGCUCCGAGAGGGGGCGACGCGCGACGAGGCUGCCCCAGGGGCGCGAGGCCAAGGUGUUGGUACCAGAAGAAAAAGGACAAUGGUUGCUGGGAAACAGAUCCAGGACCAUAGACACUCAUCCUUGUGCUUCAGAUACUGAUCCAUCUUCACAGCCGAGCAGCCCCAGUGAACCCUGAAUGCUGAGGACCACUCAGGAUUAUCGGAUGUACAGCGGGAGAGUCAUCACUUCGCUAAAUUAUUAUCUUCUCCUGGACAUCUUUCACAAAAGUCUAAUAGAUAUGUUCUACGAGGAGAAAAGGCAGCAAGCUGUUAACGCCUAACACAGAAGCACGUUAAGCUUCCACCAAAGUCCUCAACGUACCUGACCACACACAGUAUUUCAAUCUAUCACAUUUGGUUUUGGAAUCUGCUUUGGGACUUCAGCAUAUUUUUUUUUUUAAAUAUACAGAACUACUUACAUAAAGACACACACACACACACACACACACACACACACACACACACACUAUACUCAUGUAUAUGUAACGGAGACACUGGCUGCAAAUAAGACACGAAGAUUGCCAAGAUUUUAGAGAUGUAUUUGUCAAGAUUCCUGUCGAUUCAUGCCCUGUGGGUUACAGUGUCCUCUGUGAUGCAGCCCUACCCUUUAGUGUGGGGACAUUACGAUGUAUGUAAAACUCAGAUUUACACAGAAGAAGGGAAAGUUUGGGAUUAUAUGGCCUGCCAGCCAGAAUCCACGGACAUGACAAAAUAUCUGAAGGUGAAACUGGACCCUCCGGAUAUUACCUGUGGAGACCCUCCUGAGUCGUUCUGUGCAAUGGGCAACCCUUACAUGUGCAAUAAUGAGUGUGAUGCAAGUACUCCUGAACUGGCGCACCCUCCCGAGCUGAUGUUUGAUUUUGAAGGAAGACAUCCCUCCACAUUUUGGCAGUCUGCUACUUGGAAGGAGUACCCCAAACCUCUCCAGGUUAACAUCACUCUAUCUUGGAGCAAAACCAUUGAGCUCACAGACAACAUAGUUAUUACCUUUGAGUCGGGGCGACCAGACCAAAUGAUCCUGGAGAAAUCUCUCGAUUACGGACGAACAUGGCAGCCCUAUCAGUAUUAUGCCACAGACUGCCUUGAUGCUUUUCACAUGGACCCGAAAUCGGUGAAGGAUUUAUCCCAGCACUCUGUCUUAGAGAUCAUUUGCACAGAAGAGUACUCCACUGGGUACUCCACAAAUAGCAAAAUAAUUCACUUCGAGAUCAAAGACAGGUUUGCAUUUUUUGCUGGACCUCGACUACGAAAUAUGGCUUCCCUCUAUGGACAGCUGGAUACAACCAAGAAACUCAGAGAUUUCUUCACAGUCACGGACCUGAGGAUCAGGCUAUUGAGACCUGCUGUUGGGGAAAUAUUUGUAGAUGAGCUGCAUUUGGCACGCUACUUUUAUGCUAUCUCAGACAUAAAGGUGCGAGGAAGGUGCAAGUGCAACCUGCAUGCCACUGUGUGUGUGUAUGACAACAGUAAACUGACGUGCGAAUGUGAGCACAACACGACAGGUCCAGACUGUGGGAAAUGCAAGAAGAAUUAUCAGGGCCGACCUUGGAGUCCAGGCUCAUACCUCCCUAUCCCCAAAGGCACAGCAAACACCUGUAUCCCCAGCAUUUCCAGUAUUGGUAACUGUGAAUGCUUCGGCCACUCCAAUCGGUGCAGUUAUAUCGAUCUGCUAAACACAGUCAUUUGCGUGAGCUGUAAACACAACACUAGAGGGCAGCACUGUGAGUUAUGCAGGCUGGGCUACUUCAGAAAUGCUUCUGCACAGCUGGACGAUGAGAAUGUGUGCAUAGAGUGUUAUUGUAACCCUUUGGGCUCAAUCCAUGAUCGUUGUAAUGGCUCAGGAUUUUGUGAGUGUAAAACUGGAACAACAGGGCCUAAAUGUGAUGAGUGUCUGCCGGGAAAUUCCUGGCACUACGGCUGUCAACCUAAUGUCUGUGACAAUGAGCUCUUGCACUGCCAGAAUGGAGGGACCUGUCACAACAAUGUGCGCUGCCUGUGCCCUGCCGCCUACACUGGCAUCCUCUGUGAGAAGCUGCGGUGUGAAGAGGCAGGCAGCUGUGGCUCCGACUCCGGCCAGGGAGUACCCCCACGGGGCUCCACAGCACUGCUGCUGCUGACCGUGCUGCUGGGGACCGCCAGUGCCCUGGUGUUCUAGGGGUCACACCAGCCCUCCAACAGGCCUGUGCUGUGGGGGAAGCAAACACCACCCAAGCGACUGCUACUAACAUAGAAAACACGCACACCCACUCCAACACACUGUACAAACGAAGAGGGCCUAACUGAACUAAGCCAUAUCUCUGGACAGCACAUCGGAGUCAAGACUGUUUUCAUCACUGACUCCAGAGGAAUUGGCAGCUGUUGCUACUGUCACUGCAAAUCUCAUUGCCAGCUGCAGAGCCGAUUGCGGAUUGGGAAGGCUGUGAGAGCGCCCCAGAAAGGAAAGACAAAAACAAACUGAUCAACCAACCUAAAAACAAAAAAAAAACACAAACAUUCGCUACUCUACCGUGGUGCACCCUAGUAUCGCUCUGCCCAGUGUGUGGACCAACCAAAUAGAAGCAUUCUUUGCUGUCAGGUGCAUUGUGGGUAUAAGGAAAUCUGUUACAAGCUGCCAUAUUGGCCUGCUUCAGCCCCCACCCCCAACCCCACCCUGAAUCCCUUCCAACCUGUGCUUUAGUGAAAGUUGCUCUGUAACCCUUGUUGGUUGAAAGAUUUCUUUGUCUGAUGUUAGUGAUACACAUGUGUAACAGACCCCCUCCAAAAGCGCAAGCCAGUCAUACCCCUGUACAUUUUAGCAGCACUGAGACCCUCAGUGCCAGCUCACACCCACUUCACAAGAGUGGUUAGAGGAAAGAGAAAGUGUAUCUAUCCUUUUGUAUUCAAAUGAAGUUAUUUUUCUUGAAAUACUGUAAUAUGUAGAUUUUUUGUAUUAUUGCCAAUUUAUGUUACCAGACAAUCUGUUAAUGUAUCUAAUUCGAAUCAGCAAAGACUGACAUUUGAUUUUUGUCCUCUUUGGUUUUGUUUUGUUUCAUUGUGCAGAGAUUUCUCUGUAUGGGCAACGAGCGUGCUGGCAUCAAAGAAUAUCAGUUUACAUAUAUAGCAAGUGUAAUAAGAUUCCACCAAAGGACAUUCUAAAUGUUUUCUUGUUGCUUUAACAUGGAAGAUUUCAAGAAUAAAAAUCCUCGCAUAAAUGGUAUCAGGCAUUUGUAUUGCCGUUUCUUAAGAUGACAGGAGCAACCAUCCAAUGGUUUCACACUCGCUUCACUGAUGUUGUGUGGACGGAACACAGUCAGCUGAUGACUCUAGUAGCCCAGGAAGAUGGAUUGAUGGUCACUAGCUUGGACAAUGUCUGCAAAAUAUGAGACUAUUUUCCACCUGGGAAAAAAUUAUAACUGCAAGAACAGAAAGAAAUAUCUAAGUGAUUGCCAAGAUUAUGCCAAAGCCUGUUGGCGGAGUACUAAGAGACUUUUAUUUUUAAGUCAUGCUAUUUUCACAGAUUUAUGGUGAUCAUGUGACUCUAGGGAUGCUGAUCUAUGUAUCCUUCCAAAUACAGUGUUUACAUGGAGUAUCAUAAGAGGCCACCUGGGGAACCAGGACAGCAGCAGGGAAAUUGAGUGAUUAGCAAUUUGACUUUGAAUAUAUUCUAAGUAUUUAAAUGAAAUAUCAAAAUAUACAGCAGCAAGUAGACAUAACUGCUGCUCCUGAGAAUAAAGUCUGUUUCAAGUA